GACUUCCGGGGCGGGGCUUCCGGCGACAGGCCAUGCCGGGGGCUGGCCCCCGCGGCUUCCUCGUCCCUCGCCCGGUGGGUUGGAGUUUUCGCUCCGUCCGGGCAGCGUUUCCCAGUCCCGCCGGCUCUGGGUCGAGGCUGCGAUCCUGGGCCGGAGGCAGCGCCCUCGUAGCGUGGCGAGACGACUGGCUGUCGGGUCGGGGAGCGCGCAGGUGGGGAAAGAGGAGCAGGCUGUGACCCUGUCCUGUUCGGAAGGACCCAGCCUCGGGCUGAAUGGCAGCACCCCCGCUGGGCCGUCUGGUAUUGACCCACCUGCUGGUGGCCCUCUUUGGCAUGGGUUCUUGGGCUGCCAUCAACGGGAUCUGGGUGGAGCUGCCUGUGGUGGUAAAAGACCUUCCUGAGGGUUGGAGCCUCCCAUCCUAUCUCUCUGUGCUUGUAGCGCUGGGGAACCUGGGUCUGCUGGUGGUGACCCUGUGGAGACGGCUGGCUCCUGGCAAGAGCGAGCAGGCCCCCAUCCAGGUGGUGCAGGCACUGAGCGUGGUGGGCACGGCCCUGCUGGCCCCACUGUGGCACCACGUGGCCCCAGUGGCCGGGCAGCUCCACUCUGUGGCCUUCCUGACACUGGCCUUGGUGCUGGCACUGGCCUGCUGUGCCUCUAACGUCACUUUCUUGCCCUUCUUGAGCCACCUCCCACCUCCCUUCUUGCGCUCUUUCUUCCUGGGUCAGGGCCUCAGUGCCCUGCUGCCCUGCGUGCUGGCCUUAGUGCAGGGUGUAGGCCACCUUGAAUGUCUGCCAGCUCCCAACAGUGGCACCCUCUGGCUUCCCCACGACUUCCCGGAGCGUUUUCCUGCCAGCACCUUUUUCUGGAUGCUGACCGCCCUUCUGGUCACUUCAGCUGCCGCCUUCCAGGGUCUUCUGCUGCUGUUGCCGUCGCCACCGUCUGUACCCACAGCAGGUCCAGAGUCUGACCUGCAGGUGAGAGCCCCCAGAGUGGAGGAGGAGGAGGAAGAGGAGGAGGAAGAGGCCUUGCCACUGCGGGAGUCACCGAGCCAAGCAACAGGCGCCACUGCUAGCCCAGACCCUGAGGCCCACAGGCUGCUCCCUGUGCACAGAGCCUGCCUGCUGGGCCUGCUGGCCGUCACCAACGCACUGACCAAUGGCGUGCUGCCUGCCGUGCAGAGUUUUUCCUGCUUGCCCUAUGGGCGCCUGGCCUACCACUUGGCAGUGGUGCUGGGCAGUGCUGCCAACCCCCUCGCCUGCUUCCUGGCCAUGGGCGUCCUGUGCAGGUCUCUGGCAGGGCUGGGAGGUCUCUCCAUGCUGGGCAUGCUCUUUGGGGCCUAUCUGAUGGCGCUGGCAAUCCUGAGUCCUUGCCCACCCCUGGUGGGCACCUCCGCAGGAGUGGUCCUCGUGCCUGCUGCCGUGUCCACCCUCCCAGGUGCUGUCUUGGGUGCUGUGUUUGGGCGUGUUCUCAUACGUGAAGGUGGCCGCCAGCUCCCUGCUGCAUGGUGGCGGCCGGCCGGCAUUGCUGGCAGCUGGUGUGGCCAUCCAGGUGGGCUCCCUGCUCGGUGCUGUCGCCAUGUUCCCUCCCACCAGCAUCUAUCACGUGUUCCGCAGCGGGAAGGACUGUGUGGACCAGUGUGGUCCCUAAGCCUGAGCAGAUGGGGACCUGACUUCGGGCUGGGAUGCCACAACGCCCAAGCGCCCAUGACCCAAGGAGGCCCUCUUCACACAUGGGCACGCUCACGGACACCUGUACACUCCACAGCAGACACUGGCCAGAGUGGGGACCACAGAACAGGCCCAGAGCCAGGGCCCAGCUAGAGCUUCGGACUUGGCCCAGGCCUGGAGCCUGUGUGGGCUUUGCACAAUAAAUCGUUUCGUGGGUCAGAGUA
Messenger RNA from Felis catus (domestic cat), 1891 nucleotides. It is a transcript of the gene SLC52A2, whose product is annotated as solute carrier family 52 member 2. Lineage: Eukaryota; Metazoa; Chordata; Mammalia; Carnivora; Felidae. The record is from RefSeq and is a predicted model, not a curated record. Gene Ontology annotation, biological process: riboflavin transport. The coding region runs from base 273 to 1820 and encodes 515 amino acids. The transcript has 5 exons. Gene Ontology annotation, molecular function: riboflavin transmembrane transporter activity. Gene Ontology annotation, cellular component: plasma membrane.